This is a messenger RNA of Gambusia affinis (western mosquitofish), 1612 nucleotides long. RefSeq names its product developing brain homeobox 2 (gene dbx2). The coding region runs from base 53 to 775 and encodes 240 amino acids. Gene Ontology annotation, molecular function: DNA-binding transcription factor activity, RNA polymerase II-specific; DNA binding. The transcript has 4 exons. The record is from RefSeq and is a predicted model, not a curated record. NCBI's taxonomy places the organism in Eukaryota, Metazoa, Chordata, Actinopteri, Cyprinodontiformes, Poeciliidae. Gene Ontology annotation, biological process: regulation of transcription by RNA polymerase II.
GAACCCAGAGUCACCGAACUGUGACUGCCGAAGAGGAGAACCGGAGUGAAGGAUGGUCUUGGUUCAGAGCUGCAGCAGAAGGAACAUGGCUGCAGUUUUGCCAGGGUUUGGAAGCUCCGGAAAGAGCUUUCUGAUCGACAACCUUUUGAAAUCGCAAAGUCCUCCUGUCCAUCCGGAGGGAACAGCAUGCGGACACCUCAGACAAGCAGCAUGUGAACGCCCCAGGAGACCCUGGGGCCAGGAGCGUGGAGCCCAUCACAGCCUGAGUCCUCCACAGGGAAAAAUCAUGGGCGGUCCACUUCUGUCUUGCUCAGACGUGCUGGGCAGCGUUUUCCUGCAGAGCCCGCCGUACCUGCUGGCAUGCUGCGGUGGGUCCGGCCCCGCUCCCGUCUUCCCCAAAGGAGGAAAUGUUCAAAUGUGGUCGUCGAAUUCAAACCCUAAAUCCCGCAGAGGGAUCCUCCGGAGGGCUGUUUUCUCCGAAGAACAAAGAAAGGAACUGGAGAAAACCUUUCGGAGGCAAAAGUACAUCAGCAAAAUGGACAGGAACAAACUGGCAGCUGAUCUUAGCCUGAAGGAAUCACAGGUGAAGAUCUGGUUCCAGAACCGUCGUAUGAAAUGGAGAAACCACAAGGAGAGAGAGGUUCACAGCAUUCGCUCACCGAUGGAUGAGCUGUUGGCCAGAAGUCGUCCUCAAGACCAAGUCCAAACGUCCCACAAUCACGCUGACAUGAAAAGAGACAGCUCAGCGCCACAGAAGAGCACCAGAGACACAUGAACGAGCUGAUGCUGGUCAAGUGACUUUCUCAUGUCUGCAAAAUUCUCUACAAGAACUUGAAUGCUGACGGAACACGCAAAGUUGUACAGGCUAACACUGAAAAUGCACCUAGAGGUCAAAUGAGCUACAGAUACAAUUACAUAAAAUUAUGAAAAUCCAUUCUAGAAACAUUUUUCUAAUUCUUUUUGUAAGCCAGUUACAUGUAGGUAAUAUUUUCCUCAACGUCUUCAACGGAUGGAUAAGUUUUAAAUUAAAUGUUUUAUUACAUCGUCACAUUGUAAAUAACACGAUAUAUUUUCUACUACACCAUGUUAUUAUGGAGUAAUGUUAACUGAAGUAUACAGGUAAUGGUGAGUCGUCCACCUCUUUAACAAUGUUAAUACUUUCCUCUGUAUUUUAUCAUAAAAAAAAAUCAUGAAUGCAUGGAAAAAUUUGGAGUAAAUUGCUGUUAAAGUGUGCGCUGUGUUUUAUAAAAGACACAAAAUGUACAUUUGGGUCAUGAUAACAGCAUGCUCGCAAGAGCCUAAUGUUUCAAUCAUAAUCCAAAAAUAUUAAUACGUGAGAAAACUAAGGGAAUGUUUGAGAAAACGCUUAAGUAAAAAGGUUUCACAAAACAGUUUAAUAUUUACAAAUCAGGACAUUUCUUCCAUCAGGGUUCAAAUAAUUCAUAAAUCACCCAUGUUAAUGUUAUUACGAUUUGUUGUACUGUUUGCAAUAAUGCUGCUGGCACUACUCACCCCCAACUCUAAUGUCGGGAGUGGUAGUGCCCCCAACAUUUGAAUUUAAGUAGAUGAUUUAGGCUACUAACGUGAAGUGCAAACUAAUUAUAAAUAAAUG